CCACCUGCCUCUGCCUCCCGAGUGCUGGGAUUAAAGGUGUGUGCCACCAUGACCAGCGGGAGCUUUUCAUUGUAUAUAUCUAAUUACCUAAUUUAUUGCUGUGCAUGCAUGUGUGGCGUGUGUACGUGUGGAGGUGAGAGGACAACUCUAUGAAGUCACUCUCCACUCUCCAGGGAGUUUCAGGGAUUGAACUCGAGGCAUCAGCUCUGCUUCGCCUGCUCUGCCAUCGCUCUAGCCCCUCUUUGGGCUUCUGAGGCAGUCUUGUAUGUAGCUCAGGCUGGUUUCAAACUCGACUCUGCCUCCUAAGCACCAGAGUAACAGGAACAUGCCAACACAGCCAAGUUCCUUAAGAUCGGAUCUCACUAAAUUGCCCAGAUUAGCCUUUACCUCAGUCUGAAGUCCCAGCAUGCCUUAAGCUUGCUACCCUCUUAGCCCGGUCUCAAUAGCUGGGGUUGCAGACAGGCCUUAUGUGUAGUGUUUUGCCUACAUGUAUUUAAGUGACCCAGAUGGGUACAUGCCUGUGGAGGCCAGAAGAAGGUGUCAGAUCCCCUGGAACAGUGCGGGAGCUGACAAGACCUGAACCUUGUUCCUCUGAAAGAACAACAGCAAGUGCUCUUAACUGCUGAGCCAUCCCUCCAGCCCCUACAGUGUGAUUUCUUAAAAGCAUAACUUCUUAUACCAUCCCCCUCUCGUUUGCCUCUUUCCCCAUUGUUCUGCAUAUGAAUUCCCAGCCCAAGGUUUCAAAGGUCAGAGUCCUGGGGAGCCUGAGGUACCAUAAAAGAAAAGCCCAAGUCUUUGCUCUCAGGAGGUGAGGGGGCAGUGCCUCUAGAGCUCUGGUUAGAUAAGAGGCUGACUGCUCCAGAGACCAGGGUCAUAGCUUGCCUCUCUCAAGGUGUUCAGCAUAAGAUAAAAAACAAAACAACUGGUUAGGAAGUGGCCAGUACUAGAAGGCUAAGAGAAAGCUUCCAGCACUGCUGAGGAAAAAGUAGGUGGUAAUGGGGGACUCUGGUGGUGUGACAGCCGCCCUUCCUCUUCUCAGUUAUUUUUGGUCUCAGUGACCUGCUAGUUUCCUGCUAGUGGGGUCGGAAACGGCAGGAAAAUAAUUCUCAUUACAGAAACGAAUGCCAGGACUCCGGGUCGUCACCGGUCCUCGUUCCCCGCCUCCCCGCUUUAUAACAGCAAUACUGGGAAUUGAACCAGGACCAGUUCAAUGGGUCCUGUAACCCCCCUUUUAAUUAUGUAAAAAACAAAAACACAAAGAAAAACAAAAUUGAGACGGAGUCUAGCUAAAUUGCCCACGUUGACCAUGAGCUUGCCUCUGCCUCCCGAGCAGCUAGGAUCACAGUCUGCGCGUUCCUGUCUUCCCUCUUCCUCCGCCGCCCUCGGCUCAGCCGUCUAGAAUUUUCAGGGCUUUUCUAGUCGUCCCAGGUGCUCUGUCAGUUUGACUCUUACCUCAUAACCUGUCCCUUCAUACCCACGCUGCAUGGCAAUUUUUGGAUCCCUCACUAAGCAAGUGAGUUUCUGCCUGGCCAGGACCAGUUUAUCCACAACCAGCCCUUUGAUGCAAGUCUGGAAAUGUGAUUGCAGAACCGCAGAACCCUCAGGGUUAGGUCCCUUGUCACGUGGGACCUAUCUUCCUCAUGCCCCUCCCUACGCAUGCGCCCCUCUCUCACUGCAGGUCCUGAACAAUGCUGUAAACCCCGCCCAGCCCCUCCAGAUCCACCCCCUGCUCUGGAGACCUGCAUCCUAAUUGGCGAACCAAGUGUUGGAUGUUGGCCCACUUAGGCAGGUGUUAAAUCCUCAAAGAUAACAUAAUCCACAACCAGACUACCUCUCGUUAGGGUUGUGGCCCGAACCUGGUUUUAUUUUCUGACCACUAAAGAAAUCAUCUGGCUGGAGUCUGGAUCUCAGCUGCGGUCUAACCCGGCCCUGUGUCGGUGGCAGGUCCCGGUUUAUAGGGCCUCCUUCCUCUUGGGGAAAGGCGCAGGCGCCACAUGCUUUAUCAGUAACUUCCUAGCUACCAGCCCCAGCUUAGCGCUGAGCGUCCUGCAGGGUAGGUGGGAGGGCCAAAGUGAGCGAUUUAAAGCCCAGAUCAGGCAGGGGCUCUUAGGAGUUGCCCCUUUGUUCCUUUCGGAAUGGUGCGCAGGGCUGAGCCCCCCGACGGGGGCUGGGGAUGGAUGGUGGUGCUCUCAGCGUUCUUCCAGUCGGCGCUCGUGUUUGGGGUACUCCGUUCCUUCGGUGUCUUCUUCGUGGAAUUUGUGGCGGCGUUUGAGGAGCAGGCAGCCAGAGUCUCCUGGAUCGCUUCCAUAGGGAUCGCGGUGCAGCAGUUUGGGAGCUCUGGCUGGGCCCUGACCUUCACUCCGACCAUGGCCUGCCUUUCCCGUUACUUCUCUCAGCGUCGAUCUCUGGCCAUGGGGCUGGCCCUGACUGGAGUGGGCAUCUCCUCUUUUGCAUUUGCCCCCCUCUUCCAGUGGCUGAUCAACAACUAUGCCUGGAGAGGGGCCCUCUUGCUAGUGUCUGCCCUCUCACUACACCUGAUGGCCUGUGGUGCUCUCCUCCGCCCACUCUCCCUGACUGAAGACGCUGCUGUGGGUGGCCCUGGGGCCCAGAUCACCUCUCUCCUCCGCCAUGGUCCCUUCCUCCGAUACACUGCUGCCCUCACCCUGAUCAACACUGGCUUCUUCAUUCCAUACGUCCACCUGGUGGCCCAUCUGCAGGACCUGGGCUGGGACCCACUGCCUGCGGCCUUCCUACUUUCAGUGGCUGCUGUUUCUGACCUCGUGGGGCGCGUGGCAUCUGGUUGGCUGGGAGAUGCAGUCCCAGGGCCUGUGGCCAGGCUUCUGAUGCUCUGGACCACCCUGACUGGGGUGUCACUAGCCCUGUUUCCUGUUGCUCAGGCUUCCUCAACCCUGGUAGUCCUGGCUGUGGCCUAUGGUUUCACAUCAGGAGCCCUGACCCCAGUGGCCUUCUCCGUGCUUCCUGAACUGGUGGGGACUGGAAGGAUUUACUGUGGUAUGGGACUGGUGCAGAUGAUCGAGAGUAUCGGCGGGCUGCUGGGGGCUCCUCUAUCAGGCUACCUCCGGGAUGUGACAGGCAACUACACGGCUUCUUUUGUGGUGGCCGGGGCCUUCCUACUCGCAGGAAGUGGAGUUCUUCUCACCCUGCCCCAUUUCUUCUCCUGCAUCUCAGUUUCUACCUCCAGACCCCAGGACCUUGUGAUAGAGGCAUCAGAUACCAAAAUUCCCCUGCCCAAAGAGGAGGGGCUGGGAGAGAACUAAACUCCACCGAGAGCAGUGUCAUGGAAACAGCUUGGUGGUGCCAGGUCUUUGGCCUCACCACGGCAUCUACAGAAGUACAGUGCCUUAGGAUUCUUGCUAGGAUUCUCCUCCAGAGCAGGCCCAGGGUUCCUGCAGUUUAUGUGCCAACUGUUCAUGUUCUGUUGAGGACUCACCUAUCGCCUUUGCUCUCCCGAGCUUCUCUGAAGGCUCCAGGAGAUCCCACUCCACUGAGUUCUGAAUCAAAUCUGAAAGUCAAAGGGCAAGAAUCUCCUCAUGUUUUUAUAUGUGCUAGCUGGUGUCCCUUGUAUAUCAAACAAGUAAGAGAACUGGACAAUAAUUGUAACCUCAAAAAAGAGCUGGGAACCAGGUGCUUGGGGCAGCUAAUAGGGCCAUGGCUGAGCCAAGGAGUGGAGAUGUCCAUGAACUCUGGUGACCCAGAGUUCCUCCCUCCUGUCCACUCAUCCCCCUCUUCUCCACUAUUCCUGUGACACAGGGAAAUUUUUCAGAGACAGGCCUAUGUAUGGAAGAAGGUGGCUUGAGAGCAGAGACUGGAACUGAUAAAGCUAAUGUGUGACCUAAGAGACUGAGCCUCACCAUGUAGCCCAAGCUACUCUUGAACUUGAGAACUGGCCUCCUCCCAAGUACUAGGAUCACAGGUGCACACAGCCUUACCCAGAUGGAUCUUUGUUCCUCCUAGGCUAACAAGGGCAGAUCAAAACGCAAGGAAAAAAAGUAAGGGUUGGGAGCUAGAAAGAAGAGCUCAGCUGUUAAGAGCACUUCCUGCUCUUCCAGUAUGCCAGAGCGUCAGACUAAGUGGUUCACAACCACCUAGAAUCCAGAGGAUCCGAUAUCCUCUUCUGGUAUCCGUGGGCACCCCCCCAACCUCCCCCACCUCCCACGUAACAAAUAAAAAUCGGUUUAAAGGUA
Molecule: messenger RNA, 4205 nt
Organism: Mus musculus (house mouse)
Lineage: Eukaryota; Metazoa; Chordata; Mammalia; Rodentia; Muridae
Gene: Slc16a13
Product: solute carrier family 16 (monocarboxylic acid transporters), member 13
Exons: 3
Coding region: 2136-3278 (380 amino acids)
Biological process (GO): monocarboxylic acid transport; transmembrane transport
Cellular component (GO): plasma membrane; Golgi membrane; Golgi apparatus
Molecular function (GO): transmembrane transporter activity
Source: RefSeq, a predicted model, not a curated record